AUGUUGUUGUUGGCGUCUCUCUGUGUUGCAUCUCUGGUCAGUGUUCAAGCCCUGGACAACGGUCUGGCCCUUACCCCGCCCAUGGGAUGGUUAAACUGGGAAAGGUUCCGUUGCAAUAUAGACUGUGAGAACUUCCCUAAUGACUGUAUCAGAGAAGAGUUAUUCAUGCAGAUGGCUGACAUCAUAGCUUCUGAGGGUUACAAGGAUGCAGGAUACGAGUACGUGAACAUCGACGACUGCUGGCUCGCCGAAGAGAGGGAUGCUAACGGCAGGUUACAGCCUGACCCCGACCGCUUCCCCAGCGGAAUCCCUGCUCUAGCCAAAUACAUCCACGGAAAGGGUUUGAAGAUAGGGAUAUAUCAGGACUUUGGGGUCAAGACCUGCGGUGGCUACCCGGGCAGCGAGUUCUAUAUGCCAGUGGACGCUCAGACAUUCGCAGACUGGCAGAUCGACUACGUCAAAUUUGACGGAUGUAAUUCGGACGUCAGGGAUUUUGACGAAGGCUACACAGUGAUGAGUCGCUUCCUAAACUUGACCGGAAGACCGAUGGUGUUUUCAUGUGAAUGGCCAGACUACCAGACCAGACAGGGUAUUGAGCCAAACUACACUGCCAUCCGAAGCGCCUGCAAUCUGUGGCGUAACCAUGACGACAUACAGGACUCCUGGCAGAGCCUUCUGGGUAUUAUCAACUUUUACGGAGAAGAUACUUACAAUUUUAGCAGUUAUGCCGGACCAGGAGGAUGGAAUGAUCCUGAUAUGGUAAUUGUGGGUGACUUUGGCCUGAGCUAUGAUCAGCAGCGCGUGCAGAUGGCCAUGUGGGCCAUCAUGGCCUCUCCCAUGCUCAUGUCUGUGGAUCUACGUCACAUCCGGCCCGAAUCCAAAGCUCUGCUACAGAACAGAAACGUUCUGAGCAUCAACCAGGAUCCGAUGGGCAUUCAAGGAAAACGGAUCAUGGAGAUCAAUCCUGUCCAAAUUUGGACGCGUCCGAUUUCGCCGAAAGGAACCUUCGCCGUUGCCUUCCUAAACCCAUCUGAGGGUGGGAUGCCAUCGACUUUAUCGGUGGUCGUGGAUGACUUGGGUUUGACGAACGGAAGCGGUUACAACGUGACAGAGACCUUUGAUGGUGUCAGUAUGGGAACUGUCAAACCAGGACAGAAUAUUACUAUCUCUGUUAAUCCGGAAGGAGUGUAUCUUUUUACAGCCACUCCGUUAUAAAGCUAAACCUCCUUGUUUGCCAAGACUAGUGUCUAUUGGUCCA
This is a messenger RNA of Liolophura sinensis, 1258 nucleotides long. RefSeq names its product alpha-N-acetylgalactosaminidase-like. Lineage: Eukaryota; Metazoa; Mollusca; Polyplacophora; Chitonida; Chitonidae. Gene Ontology annotation, cellular component: cytoplasm. The transcript is spliced from 7 exons. Gene Ontology annotation, biological process: oligosaccharide metabolic process; glycoside catabolic process. The coding region runs from base 1 to 1215 and encodes 404 amino acids. The record is from RefSeq and is a predicted model, not a curated record. Gene Ontology annotation, molecular function: alpha-galactosidase activity.